Propithecus coquereli (Coquerel's sifaka) is the source of this 873-nucleotide messenger RNA. RefSeq names its product chymotrypsinogen B. The record is from RefSeq and is a predicted model, not a curated record. Bases 22 to 813 code for a protein of 263 amino acids. Gene Ontology annotation, molecular function: serine-type endopeptidase activity. The transcript is spliced from 7 exons. NCBI's taxonomy places the organism in Eukaryota, Metazoa, Chordata, Mammalia, Primates, Indriidae. Gene Ontology annotation, biological process: proteolysis.
CACCUCCCUGGCUGCUGCACCAUGGCGUUUCUUUGGCUCCUCUCCUGCUUUGCCCUUGCGGGGGCCGCCUUUGGCUGCGGGGUCCCCGCCAUCCAGCCCGUGCUCACUGGCCUAGCCAGGAUCGUCAAUGGGGAGGAUGCCGUCCCGGGCUCCUGGCCCUGGCAGGUGUCCCUGCAGGACAACACCGGCUUCCACUUCUGCGGGGGCUCCCUCAUCAGCGAGGACUGGGUGGUCACCGCCGCCCACUGCGGGGUCACGACCUCCGACCUCGUUGUGGCUGGGGAGUUUGACCAGAGCUCUGACAAGGAGAACGUCCAGGUCCUGAAGAUCGCCCAGGUCUUCAAGAACCCCAAGUUCAGCCUGCUCACCGUGACCAACGACAUCACCCUGCUGAAGCUAGCCACGCCGGCCACCUUCUCCGAGACCGUGUCCGCCGUGUGCCUGCCCAGCGCCAAUGACGACUUCCCCGCGGGGUCGCUGUGUGUCACCACUGGCUGGGGCAAGACCAAGUACACCUCCAACCAGACCUCCAGCAAGCUGCAGCAGGCGGCCCUGCCCGUCGUGUCCACCGCCAACUGCAAGAAGACCUGGGGCAGCAAGAUCACCGACACGAUGAUCUGCGCCGGGGCCAACGGCGUCUCCUCCUGCAACGGCGACUCUGGCGGCCCCCUGGUCUACCAGAAGGACGGAGCCUGGACCCUGGUGGGCAUCGUGUCCUGGGGCAGCAGCACCUGCUCCACCUCCACGCCCGCCGUGUACGCCCGCGUCACCGCGCUCCUGCCCUGGGUUCAGGAGAUCCUGGCCGCCAACUGAGCCCGAGGCUCCUGUCGCCCCCACCCCAAGAUUCCUCAUUAAAAGCAUCUGUUCAAAAGC